AUAAGCUUUCCCGGUGUGUACAUGUGUGGUACAAACAGUACCAGUACCCGCGACUGUUGACGCGUAGUAAAAAGUGCAGUGGUCAAAUGAACUGUGAUUGUUGCAAGGAACUGCUAGAAAUACCUGCAUUGUGACUGUGUAUCCGGAGUGUCCUUGGAGAUGGUUAUCCUCACCAGCAGUCGCACGGACAUGGCAGAGGGUGGAGUGGCGACUCCCGACUGGGACAUAAACGACGCGGUGGUACCACGCGUGGCCGCCUUCGACACCUUCGGGGAGUGGUGUGAUGGCCACGUCCGACGAGUGUACCCGCCCGGCUGUGAAGAAGCACGCCGCCAUGCCUCGGGCUGGGCUAUGCGCAACACGAACAAUCACAAUGUUCACAUUCUCAAGAAGAGCUGUCUAGGAGUCCUUGUAUGCUCCCAGCGCUGCCGCCUCCCCGAUGGCUCCAGAGUACAUCUUCGACCCGCUAUUUGUGACAAAGCCCGCAAAAAACAGCAGGGCAAGCCUUGUCCGAACCGCCUAUGUAACGGAGGCCGAUUAGAAGUACUGCCUUGUCGAGGACAUUGCGGCUACCCAGUUACCCACUUCUGGCGCCACACAGAUCAUGCGAUCUUUUUCCAAGCCAAGGGGGCGCACGACCAUCCGCGCCCGGAGGCCAAAGGAGCCAGUGAAGUGCGACGGUCACUGGGAGCCGGGAGACGUGUGAGAGGAUUAGCGUUACUACUGGCGAGAGAAGCAGCCAUAGCAGAUAAGAUAUUGACAGUAAAGCCCGACAAACAGACACACAAAGUGUGCAACCCACAUCCACAACCCCCACCGCUAAUACCGGAUAACCAAAGAGCAGUCCAACUGACGUGCACUUGUGGCCCAUUCGAGUGCUCAUGUCGGUGGCGGCCCGAGCAGCCCGCCGAGCCGUACGCGACGGCGGCGUGGUCCCCGGCGGAGCCCCAGUACGCGGGGUACGCCCCGCCCGCGCACCCCGCGCCGCCCGCACCCGCGCUGCACACACAACAACACUACGAUCCAACCGCAUUGCCCGCUGACGACAUUUUCCACCCAGAAGAGAUUUUUCAGUUGGACCAGCCGAUUAGACUUGACUUUCCUCUCGAAGAGCACACGCUAGAGUCACCGCCGACGUUCGCAGAUCUCAAUGGGGAAAUCUCGAGGCCUGAAGAUACUUACUGGAUGGAUUGGCAGCGACCUGCAGGUAGUUCGGAAUCGAGUCAGACGCCUUCACCCGAGCUUUUUGGAGGAUAUCCGCAGACGGAGUUCUGCGAGCAGGGUUAUAUCCCCCAAGCGUAUUACCCUGAGGGAGCUCAGUACUACCCGACAGAGAGAACGCCGCCAGUGAUGGAGACACAGGACCAAAGAUAUUACCGCUACGGACAGGACUGCGCACAGACCAACGUACCAGACCUGCAGUCCUGGAAUUACACAGACUGCGCUUUCACGACUAACGACAUGUCUGAAUGUAAACAGUACUUUGAUGCUCAACAGCAUCAAGCUAUAAACGGAUUUAGCGGACUCUUAUAA
Molecule: messenger RNA, 1533 nt
Organism: Spodoptera littoralis (African cotton leafworm)
Lineage: Eukaryota; Metazoa; Arthropoda; Insecta; Lepidoptera; Noctuidae
Source: the annotation of a GenBank genome assembly